This is a messenger RNA of Eucalyptus grandis, 864 nucleotides long. Its product is annotated as cysteine-rich receptor-like protein kinase 14. Lineage: Eukaryota; Viridiplantae; Streptophyta; Magnoliopsida; Myrtales; Myrtaceae. The record is from RefSeq and is a predicted model, not a curated record. Bases 1 to 864 code for a protein of 287 amino acids. The transcript has a single exon.
AUGAAGCUGAAGCAUUCUGCCACCACCGUAUCUGCACAACCUCCUUCUAUCCCUCCACUUCUUUGUCGUCUACCUUCUGUACCUUUCUGUCUUCACAUCCUAACGUUCGACCUCUCCGAAGCUUAUUACUGCAACAACACGGGCAACUUCACGACAGCCAGCGACUAUGCCAAGAAUCGUGAGCUCGUCCUCUCUUCUCUGCCCAGCAACAUGGCUUCGAACGGUGGGUUCUACUCUGGGAACGUCGGGACAGGCUCAGAGAUCAUUUACGUGCUCAGUUUCUGCAGAGGUGACUCUUCGAACGACACUUGCUUCAAGUGCAUAAUCUCUGCUGCUGAAGAAUUGAUGGUCAACUGUCCGAACCAGAAAGCUGCGUACUCAUGGGGGACAGGAGAUCCUCCGUGCUUCAUUCGUUACUCUGAUGCUCCGAUGUAUGGCGUGAAGCAGACAAUUCCGACUUUAAAGCUUUAUCGCGAUGGCAACAUCCAGAUGGAUCUGGAUCAGUUCGAUCGCAUAUGGAGGAACUUGACGGAAGCGCUGGCAGUGAGGGCUUCGAUGGGGACGUGGGAACUCAAGUUUGCAGCAGGGAGCACAACGUUGCCAAAUCUGCAGACUGUGUUCGCAUUAUUGCAGUGCAGCCCUGAUUUGUCUCGGUUUGAUUGCGAUAGUUGCUUGGGGGAAUGCAUUAAUGAUUUUCAAGAAUGUUGUGACGGAAGACUAGGUGGGACUAUUGAGAAGCCGAGCUGCAUUUUCCGAUGGGACUUGUACUCAUUUCUCGAGUCCAAUACCAGCAAUUUGCCGCCGCCGAUUGCAGCCGCCACGAUCGAUCCUCCUUUCUUCCUCCUCCAAAUGCCCAAGUCAUAA